Nomia melanderi (Alkali bee) is the source of this 7274-nucleotide messenger RNA. RefSeq names its product neurotrimin. NCBI's taxonomy places the organism in Eukaryota, Metazoa, Arthropoda, Insecta, Hymenoptera, Halictidae. The record is from RefSeq and is a predicted model, not a curated record. Gene Ontology annotation, cellular component: neuron projection.
GUCGUGAUCCCUCAGUCGGGAUGCCGGUCGCGUAUCCUCUCGUCUAUUCGGUACCGUGAUGAUCGGUGAACGUGUGAAGUGUGUUUUAGGGACCAUCGGGAACCGCUCGCGGCUCCUCGCGGCGGUUCUCCUGUUAUCGAUAUUUACCGGAAGUGCUUGGACCGACAACUUCACCGGUUCCGAGGGACCGAGCUUUACUGUGCCAAUAACGAACGUGACGGUCCCAAUGGGCAGAGAAGCGGUGCUCGCUUGCGUUGUCGCGAACCUUUCCCUCCACAAGGUAGCGUGGCUACGAGUGGACACACAGACAAUUUUAACGAUAGCCAAUCACGUGAUUACAAAGAAUCACAGGAUCGGGGUGACACACGCAGAGCAGAAAACGUGGUACCUGCACAUACGAGAUGUUCGUUUAUCGGACCGAGGCGCUUAUAUGUGUCAGCUUAAUACCGAUCCGAUGAAGAGUCAAACUGGCUAUUUGGAAGUUGUAGUUCCGCCUGAUAUCUCGGAUAGUUCUACGAGCACGGACAUGGUUGUUAGAGAAGGCAGCAAUGUUACACUGCGUUGCGCGGCCACAGGAAUACCGGCGCCAAAUAUCACCUGGAGAAGAGAAGAUGGACAAACUAUACUUCUUGCGAAUGGUGAAGAAGUGAGAAGCGUGGAGGGGUCAUUAUUUAAUAUCAGCAAAGUAAAUCGAUUACAAAUGGGUGCAUAUUUUUGCAUCGCCUCCAACGGUGUGCCGCCCACUGUCAGUAAAAGAAUAAUGCUCAUAGUACAAUUUACCCCGAUGAUUUCGAUACAGAAUCAGUUGGUGGGGGCGCAAGAAGGACAACGAAUGACUCUGGAGUGUAAUUCCGAGGCGUACCCAAAAUCGAUUAACUAUUGGACGAGGGAAAACAACGAGAUCAUAAAAAAUGGUGACAAGUACAUACAGUCGGUCUCUGACAACACGUACAAGGUACACAUGAAUCUUACAAUUCUCAGAGUAGCAGUGUCGGAUUACGGAACGUACAAAUGCAUAUCAAAAAACUCCCUCGGAGAAACGGAUGGUAGCAUUAGGCUUUAUCAAAUUCCAACACCAACAACGCAAGUGAGAACGACGACGACUACUCCACAACCUACAAUUGAAGAAGUUGAAAACAUUCAAAACUCGCGGCAGAGACCAUUGCCCAGUGCUGAACCGAGUUCCAUUCAAAUAACAGUUUCAUCGUUACCCAAUGUUGUUAGAAGCGAUGAUAUUCGGCUUCAUGGCAGAGCGAGUAGCGGCGGUUAUAACGACGCGGAAAACAAUGUAGCGACAAAAGGACGAAAAAGCAUCGACAGCCAAGUGAGACCACGAAGAAUCGACAACACGGCGCAAUCGAUGUCAUCCAGGGGUAGUAGCUCGAAUUUUCUCGCGCAAUCUAGAGCGGCCAUCUGCAUAAUCCUACUAUCUGCGUUGUCGUAGUCACGUCAGUGUCUAGCAUCAAAAAGAAUGGUUAUUCCAGGAAAAUCCUUCGGGGAUCAAGAUUCGUCCUGUUCAUUGUCAUUUAUCUCAUCCGCGAAAGGGAUCAAUUAAUGGAUGCGCAUCGACAGAAUAAAUUUAUCGGCAACCAUUAUCGUCGCAGCUGCUACGACUGAAAUCAACGCGUAUUUCUUUAUGAAUGUUGCAACAAUACCGAUUAAUUUUCAUCCGCGCCUUGCCAAAUUUUCCAAACAGAUUUAAAUGCUUUCGCCAUUCAUUUGUCCAACUUAUCGCGUUUUUACACGUAUUUGCGGUUUCUAAUUGUAUUUCACAUUAGUUAUCUGUAACUUUGAGGAACAAUGGUAUCGAGUGAAAUUACAUCUGGAGCUAAAUGGUUCGCUUUGGAAAUUGUUGCCAGAAAUGUUCUACGUAAUUGCUCGGAGAAUUUUUACUGUGAUUUUAUUGCUGAGUGUUAUAAUAUUACUCGCGAGUUUUGUUCUAAAAUAAAUACCGCAAAUGAGUUUACAUAGAGUUAAAAUCAUAUUUUCAUUGAAAAAGACGUGAUAUGCUGAUUAUGUUUCAAAAUUUCUAGAAUGAAAAUUUUUACGAAUAUUUGUUCAUUUUACGUUACUUUAAUUGGACAUGAAUUAAGUAUUCAAUUAAUUUUUUACUUGGAAUAUUAUUAAGUAUUGUUGAAAUGAAAAUAUAUUUUUCAGUGAAAAGAUAAUUAGUCCCUUACAGGUCAACGAUUUAUGACAUUGUUUAAAAUAUAUUUCAUUUUAAAAUACUCAUACAGAUUAUACAUGUCAAAUUAUGUUACUUGAAGUGUUUCUAAAUCUUUCCACCUUCGCAAUUCCUUUCGGCAACACAUGAUUGAAAUAUUAGAGAUACGUGUAUUUCAUAGAGCACCUUCGAAAACAAUUUCCUAUUGUACCAUACAUUUUCCACUUAUAUAUAGUUUACGAAAAAACUGUACAAGCAUGACUUUCAGAUGGCCAGAUAACCAUUAUUAAACAAAGAUGUGUAUUUUUGUAUUUCCUCGUGUCAGAUGUAUUAUUGUUUUAAAACAAUAGCGAUGUGCUUUCAACGAAAAAUAUUUGUUGUAUAUACGUAUUGAAACGAAGACGGACACUUACGCGUACUCUUAAGGAAACGUUCUAUCCAAAAUUUUAUUUUUCACAUUCCAAUAAUAAUUAAAAACCGCAUAAAAACCUCCGAAGCAAAUUUUCUUCUAAUUAUUCCCAAAGAAAUAAAACUUGUGUCUGUAUCGUAACAUUUAUUUCCGUUGCGGCGUAUAUAAAGAAUCAAAGAAAAAUCAACGCGACUCGGAUAAAUUGUAGUUAUAAUUGUGAUAUAAUCUUCUACACAUUUGAAAUGCUUGCAGGAACGUAGAAUAAUUUCCUCCGUUUCCCAACACAUUCCACUGAAACGAUACUGCCAAGAAGCUGUCUACAAUAUUACAAAGAUGUCAAAGAGAAAAAAAUCAUCAAGGGCGAUGUAAUUAACGUUCGUUUACGCUCAGAAUUAUUUCAAAGAAUUUUUGAACUGAUUAUAUCAUGUCAUUUCAGUAUCGUUCGCCGUUGCAGCUUAACGGGGCAGUAGUUCCCUUUAUCUGUUUCGUCCGAUAUUAUCGAUUUCUCUCCUUUCUUUCUUUGUUCGUCAAGUGAAAAGCUCUGAAAUCAUACGCGUCGUUAGCCAAAUGAGAUCCUUUCAUUUCCGUCAGUUCUACAAGCGGAAAUGAUAGAACUCUUUACCGGUGCACUUUUGUUCGAUUGUUUCACGGAACGUUUCUUAAUACUUGUAAUUAUCAAAGAUGAAGAUCGCUUUUUGUUUCAUGUUUCAUUUUCUUUAGCUUUAUAAUGACUGGGUAAUAACAUUUAUUUAAAAGGGCUGAAGCUUCGUCAGCGGAAGAGAUUAGCUCUUAAAUUAAUGGUUGCUCUAACUAUUACACGCUACUUAACCCUUUGCGGUACAAUGUGUGUUACGUCUUUGACUCUCGUACACUUUUCUCUGUAUGUUAUUUGGAUUUUACUUUCCUUUUCCAUUUUAACGGUUGAAACUCGUUUUCUGUGUGUAUGUACAGAGAGGGGAUGCGGUCGGAUGGAUUAAACCAACAAAAGAUGAUUGUGAGUGUGAAAAUAAAUUGUAUAUGCAAAAUAAAAUAUCAUAUUUUUAUGAAACUUUGAUAAAGGGUAAUUCUUAGAAGCAUUAUUGAUAUGUAUUUUUUUAUACGUACAUUAUAUAAUUUUAUUAAUUCAAUUCAGAACAUAUUUGAAUUUUCAAAUUCCAUUGGAAACAUAUUUAAUUGAAUAUUUUGAAAAUUGUUGCAUUUAAAAAAGUUUGAAUGACACACGUCCGUCAUGGUAUAAUUAAUUAAAGUUUAGUGGAAAUUAAAUAAAUAAAUGUUUCGGCAACCUCUUGCAGUGCAAGAAUUACAAUUCCAUAUUAUCCAUGUUUUGUAUUUAGAUAUAUAUUCCUGUUCAAAAAUUUAUAUAAGAUGGAUUAAUAUUUGGCAGGAAAAAUUAACAAGGAGUGCACAACUGAAUUAAUUAUUAAAAAAUACAUAACAUGAUUUUACAAUUUACAGCAUUGUUCUAACUUUAAUAGUUUUUUAAAUAUUGUACUAAAUAUAUUUCACACACUUAACCUUGGUAAUUAAACAAAAAAGAUACAUAUUAAAUAUAUUUGCAAGAACAAAUGUUUACUAAAACAGGAUUAACAUCUAUCAAUGUCACUUCGAUAUAUUCUUUUACUACAUACAUGAAAAUUGAAACAUCGAUAACACAGAGAAGCAAAAUAAUGCUUAAGUAAAAUAUAUGUAUCUUACAAAUUUGUAAAAUAAUUUUCAAAAGAUUCAUUUUACUGAAACAAAUGUUAUUAUACACAUUUUACUUCAAAAUCACGUAUUUGUGUGGUCAUAAAAGCCAUCUGCCCUUUCCCUUACUACCACAACUGUAUAAUACAACUUUAAUAUCAUAAAAACUACUAUGCAAUAUCUAAAAUGUUUGCUGAUUACGACGAAACGCAUUGAUGCUUCUAUUUGCAUAUAGAACCGUAAACGGUUCGUACGGUUGAACACUUGUGUAUAUUAUUUUCCGCGCUCAGUGAUAUACUUAUCGUUUACACUAAUAGUCCAGUCAGUUAUUACAUAUUCGGCCUAAUUAAGCUAGUAUAACGUCGUAUGCAACGCAAAUGCAUAUACCACACAAUCUAUAAUUACUCUGUAGAAUUCCGUAGAUUUUAAUGAAAAGAAAACUAAACGCAUCGUUUUCGUAUUUCUAUUCGUAGGCGCGCAACACACGUGUUAACGAAACAAGGUUUUACGUAAUGUACCGUGUGGGUGUGUUGCGUGUGAUUGCAUCAGCAAGAAUGUUACACAUUAGAAUAGGCUCUUCUGUUCCGUGUCCGAAUGGUUCAACUGAAUGAAACGAAGAAAAUUGUGACCGAUGCAUUUGUAUGCACUGAGAAUUACGUAUAAAACCGAAGAUUGAACAUUUGAAUAUAUUUGUAAAUAUCAUAGGAGUAUGACAACUUAAAAGUAUUAUAAUAUGUCUGACCUAAUCAAACGAGUAAGAAUAAGUUUGUACAUAACAUACUAACUUGCGAUUGUGCAUAGAAUAAAAAUAAUUCCAUUUGGAUAUGUCGUGUUGCAUUUGCUGUACAUACACUAUAUAUGUACAUACAUGUUAAGAACAUUUUUUAUUUAAAUGAACACAUUGUGUAAUUCACACUUAUAUUGUAAUUGGUCUAAUCUGUUCCUUCAUUUAUUCGUAUCAGCAUUCUUUUAAUUGUGAAGGACCGUAUCGUCCAUUUAUUUUCAUUAUCUGUUUGAGGUGAAAAACUUUGAAAGUUUAAAUGAAUUAUUGAAAUAUUUAUUCUAUGCAAACUAAACUACAGGGUGAUUCGUCUAAUUCGAUGAAUCAAAAUUACGUAAAGAUUUCUCGUUCUACAUAAAAGUGUAUGUGACAAAUCUAUUUUAUUUGAGGGGGCACAUUUUGCACGUAAAGUAUAAACAGUGUAAAAAGAAUAAUUAUUUUAACGUCCAUACCUCUUGAUAUAGCACAAUUUGUGCUGCAUACACUUUUUUAUGUAACUAACAGUUUAAAGUAAUUUUAUGUCCUCAAGUUAGCUAAAUCAGCCUGUAAAAUUGUCGAUGCAGUAAAUUCUCAAUUAUUCGGUCUUGUUUCAGUUAAUCAUAUUUUCGUCGAAAUUCUUUUUCUUGAAUCUAAUUUCUAGCGUCCAUAUUAAGAUGAAGUUUAGUGCAUUUAAUGUAACGAAACAGAAUUGUUUUUAAAUUUACAUUACCUACUUUUACUCGAAGUAAAUAUUUAACUAACACAUAUACGCAACACGUGUGUAUAUAUAAUUUUUCAAAUUAAAUUCACCUUAUUUAAUACAAUUUAAUUUAAUGUAAUUUCUUCAAUGAGCACCAUAAGUGAGAACGGACCGAUUAAUCGUGAAUUUAUUGUAUUUAAAUUGUAAAUAUUAAUCAUCGACGGAUACUGCACGUUCAUUUAUUAAAACCGUGCAUUGUAAAAUGUUUUAAUAAUUAAAAUCGUCAACGACAAAUGGAGAUAUUUAAAUCGCAAUGAUAGAUAUUUCGAUGAGAAUUAAUUGUUUACUUGUCAAAUUUUUAUAAUAUAUAGAUUCUUUAUUUGUCUCACAAAUUUGUUUAGAAAAUAUUAUUUUGCAAAUUAGUAAAGUAACUGUAAGUAAUGCAAUAAGUAACAAGUAAAAACAAAAUUGACUUGUACACUUUUUAUUUAGAAAAAGGUAAAAAUAAAUUUUCGAAAUUUUGGGUGAACAAUUUAAAAAACUAAUUUUUCAUUUGCAUUUCUCUUUUGUGAAGUGUCUAUCUUCUCAACAUUUUUUCGAUACUUCAAUCCCUGAUUAAUGAUCUAUUUAUCGUUGUCGAAAUACAUUGUAAAAUCUGUAUAUAAGAAAAUAGACACAAUUGAAUUUAUAAUGUAUUUACAGCAGAUUAGUUUUAGCAGCGUGGUAAAUCUGAAUGUAGGAAAAAGUAUCUGAUUGAGCUUACUACAGCUUUUUAGGUAUGCAACUUUUGACAUUAAAUUGUUUUCCGCUUCUAUUAAUCUGAAAUACAUCAAUGAAAUAUUGUUCAAUCUAAAAUUCAAAUAAAAAACAAUUGAAAGGCAAACAUUAUGAAAAGUUAUGUUCUCUAACAAUUUACAAUAAGGAUAUAUAAAUCGCGCAAAAUAAAAAUGGAUUCUAAGAAAAAAAAUUAUUUCAUUCAAUAAAAAUAUUACAAAUCUGUUAGGAAAAGUCAUUCGUUUUAUAUUUUAUAGUUCAACAUAUUGCAGCUAAAUAAAGUAAGAGAGAAUCAGUAAGUUGUUUAAUAUCGUUAACAUCGUUCAAACGUUCCUUUAACGAAGUUUCGAUAAACAGAAUUAGUAAGAAGAUAUUAAUGUCACUUGUUGUAUUUUUGAAGGAUUGUAAAACGAAUUUAAACAAAAAUUAAUGUAAAAAUUAUCUUCCCGCUGUAGAUCUAGGUUGAAUGAAAUACUGAUUGAAAGCGAGUGAUCAACCCAAUAUAUGUAAAUGAAGCGUUUUGCAUGUAUGGUAAAACAUUUCUCAGAAAUGUUCGUGUAUUAACAAUAGGACAUCAAUUUUGUAUUGAUUUUAUGGGAUUUUUGUAAAUAACUGAAUAUGUAAAAAGUUAUGUAUUUAUAUAUUUCAAAAUUAACAAGGCUAUGUAACUUUUGUUAUUGGAGAGUAUAUAAUAUCUACUUUUCAAAUAUUAUUUCAAUUAAUACAUGUUUUUUUAACAUGUCAUUUGUUCAAUUUUGUAUGAAUACAGUUUUGUUACAGACGU